Trichogramma pretiosum is the source of this 2124-nucleotide messenger RNA. RefSeq lists its product as uncharacterized. The record is from RefSeq and is a predicted model, not a curated record. Gene Ontology annotation, molecular function: protein dimerization activity; DNA binding. Lineage: Eukaryota; Metazoa; Arthropoda; Insecta; Hymenoptera; Trichogrammatidae. The transcript is spliced from 3 exons. The coding region runs from base 1 to 2124 and encodes 707 amino acids.
AUGGCUUUCUCAGUGAUGGACGACGAGGAUUUGAGUUUCCUUGGCGGCCUAUUCGAUGAACCAAACGAACCAUACGUCAAUCCAAUUUCAAGCUUAGGAUUCGAAUCAACUGCUUACAUCGAUCAAUUACCGGAUCUCGGAUUGCCAACAUUCGCAUCUAAUCCUAACUCGUUCGAAGCUAAUUUGAAUAAUACGAGUCCAAUUGAUUCGGAACCAAACUUACCACCGGCCAAUUUAAUUAGCCCUCAAAGUACUUCAAAUCAUAGCGAUCACUCUGAUAAAGGGCCGAUGCUUGCAAGUGCGUGGCUCGAUAAUGAAGUCCCAGUACCUCUUCCAGGUAUUUUGAGUGACACAACACUGGAUCUUGAUUUUAUGAAUUAUCUUGCCGGUGAUACAACACCGGAAAAUGCGUACGCGCAGUCGUUUAUGGAUUCAUUCUGUGUGGAGGAAUCUCCAUAUAGUCUACUGGAGAAUCCGGCAAGAAUACCUGCCGAUCAGCCAUCCUCACCAGCGCCACAAAAAGUAUCACAGAAAGUAGCACCAAAAGUAGCGCAAAAAGUAGGGCCACCAAAAGUAGCGCAAAAAGUAGCGCAAAAAGUAGGGCCCGAGGUUGGCAAAAAGCGAGGCCGAGGGCGACCACGUAAGAAUAAAGAGUUGGGAGUAUCACAGAAAGUAGCACCAAAAGUAGCGCAAAAAGUAGGGCCCGAGGUUGGCAAAAAGCGAGGCCCAGGGAGACCACGAAAGAAUAAAGAGUUGGGUAGCGCAGGAACGACCCCUACCCCUAGCAGCGAGAGCUCGAACUCGCCUCCUUCCGAUGACAUUGAGGAUUUCGUAUCUGCUCCGAUCCCAUCGGUUCGAAAAUACGCUCCAGUCGUUAGAAAGAAAAGAUCGACAUCAGAUGUAUCUGACAAGCUACCCCAGCCCAAGAGACAAAGGAAACAAGUUGAGACAACUCAACCCCCUGUUGAUCACCUUUACUCGGCCAACACGAUCACGGCGCAACAUCCCAAGAGGAAAACUAAUGCGAGAACUACGGGGAAAAAACUGAAACUUCGUUUACCAACUAAAAAGGCCCCAAAGGAACCUGCAUCUAUCUGUCAGAAAGAGUUACUGAGUGUCGCGCCUCUCAUCGAGGAAAAUGAAAAAGUCAUUAUACGCCCAGGAUACUCAUGCGAUGAAAAAUAUGGAGAAGCAAAAAGGCGAAAGGGACAAAAACAUAAUUUCAAAAAACCUUCGAUUGAAGAAAAGUACAAUAAAGCAGCAAACAACUGUAGAAGAGAAAGAAUCAUCAAGGCGCUACAACAACUUUUGACAAGAAACAAAAUCAUACAUCGGCGAAUGGCCAGAUUUUCGUUUCUCCCUGGAGUUACGACCCAGGAUGUUAAAAAUACGUGGAAUGAAUGGGUAAAAAUACAAAAUAAUCGAGAGGAGUAUUUGGAAAACAUUCGGUGUCAGACAGUCACAUCGAAGGCAAAAAAUGAUACUAUCGAUAAAACUAAAAUGGAAGAGAUCCUCGCCAACAACGGAGUUAUGCGAGAGGAAAAGGCGAAAUUUCCCGAUCCACUCAAACGUGUCAACGAGUCUAAAAUCAUCCAUGAGGUUAAGCAAAGAUUUUCCACUCACCAAGCAUUUGUUCUUUUCUUUAUCGAAAAAUUCAAAAUUUCGUCACCCUUGUUAUCAAGUUAUGUUUUGCAUAACAUACACCCCGAUAAUAUAUCAGAUAAAGUUAAAGAAAUUAUCCUUAAGGGUCAAAUAGCUCAACCUAAGCCACCUACAACGCGGAAAUAUGAACCAAAAGAUAAUAAAAAGGUAGAUAGUCUUGUUGAAUACGAAGAAAGUCAUCGAAAUCGAUUGAGACAUAACGCAAUGGAACGUAAGCGACGUUUGGAGCAAAAGAUGGGCUUCGAGAUCGUCAAACUAAUGUGUCCCGAGCGGUAUAAGAAAAAGUCUUCCAUUCACAAUAUUCUAAGAGGACUCAAGAAUACGCUGAGCAUGACUUCUACUUACUUCUAUAAAAAAGUUGUCUUUACGUUGGUGCAAAAAGGAUAUGGAAAAUUAGAACUUUCGAAAUUAAAAAAGCUUUGUAAGGAGACAAACACACAAUUAUGUUUAUCUAGUCAGUAA